CCCUCCGUCUCCCUCGCAUCCCUCGACGCAAUCUUCUCCUCGUUCGCCUCCCCAACCGACCCCUCCGAAACCGACAUCGACGGCACAAUCCGCUACUGCCAAGCCCUCAGCCUCGACCCCGAAGACCCCGUAACCCUCGUCCUCUCCUAUCAGUUGAAUGCACCCUCAAUGGGAAUCUUCUCAAGGAGUCGGUUUGUGGAUGGGUGGAGUCAGUUACGGGUGGAUACGAUUGAGGGGAUGAGGAGUGUUGUCGAGGGGUUGAGGGCGACGUGGGAGAGUGGGGAUGAGCAGUUGUUUAAGAGGGUGUAUAUGUUCACAUACAACUACGCCCGAACACCAGGCCAGAAAUCCAUUUCCCUCGAAGUCGCGAUAGCAUACUGGACCCUCCUCCUCUCACCCCCGCGCUUCCACCAUUUGGAUUUUUGGAUCCAAUUCCUCCAAGAAACGCGACCAGAAAAGACGGUACCGAAGGAUACGUGGAAUUUGUUGUAUGAUUUUGCCAAGAAUGUUGAUGCGGAUUUUGGGAAUUAUGAUGAGGAUGGGGCGUGGCCGGUUACGUUGGAUGAAUUUGUGGAGUGGAUGAGGGGGAGGGGAAAUAAGAUGGCGGAGUGA
Molecule: messenger RNA, 612 nt
Organism: Saitoella complicata NRRL Y-17804
Lineage: Eukaryota; Fungi; Ascomycota; Saitoellomycetes; Saitoellales; Saitoellaceae
Product: DCN1-like protein 1
Exons: 2
Biological process (GO): positive regulation of ubiquitin-protein transferase activity; protein neddylation
Cellular component (GO): ubiquitin ligase complex
Molecular function (GO): cullin family protein binding; ubiquitin-like protein binding; ubiquitin conjugating enzyme binding
Source: RefSeq, a predicted model, not a curated record